GGGUGGGAACCUGCCUGGAACGACUUUCCCUUGCCUCGUAACCGUCCGGGGUGUGCCAUCGCACCGCUCUGGGAGCACGGGCAGCGGGCGGCUUCCGAGGUGCAGUCCCGAUUGUUAGUUCCCGUGCAGCCUCGAGUACCUCGCCUUAAAAGUGGGCUCUGUUUUUUCCAACUGCGAAAUGGAGGGCGUUUCUGUGUAGCACUUGAUUAGCUACUAUGAGCUUGCUAUACAGCGAUAACAGUUGUGGAGCCCGAGACUUGGAAAGCGGCUGCUGGGCAGCCAUGGCCAGUGCCUGCAGCGUUGGAGUGAAAGACGACAGCGUAAGCGUCAGCAGUGGGACUGGAAACCCUCCAAGUUCUUUCACAGAAGAAACACAAGGAUAUGACGUAGAGUUUGAUCCGCCCUUGGAAAGUAAAUAUGAAUGUCCAAUCUGUUUGAUGGCUCUUCGGGAAGCAGUGCAGACUCCAUGUGGACACCGUUUCUGCAAAGGCUGCAUUGUCAAAUCAAUAAGAGAUGCAGGUCACAAAUGUCCAGUAGACAAUGAAAUUCUGCUUGAAAAUCAACUUUUUCCUGACAACUUUGCUAAACGGGAAAUCCUUUCAUUAAUGGUUAAGUGUCCCAACAAGGGCUGCAGUAUGAAGAUGGAGCUGAGGCAUUUAGAGGACCACCAGUCGCAGUGUGAUUUUUCCACUGUGGAAUGCCCACAAUGCCAAGGAGCCUUCCAGAAGAACCAUCUGAAAGAGCACAUGACACAGGAGUGUCCGAGGCGUCAAGUCUGUUGUCCAAACUGUGCCACAUCUAUGGCCUAUGAAGAUAAAGAGCUUCACGACCAAACCUGCCCACUUGCCAAUGUAUUUUGUGAAUAUUGCAACACAGUGCUCAUCAGAGAGCAGAUGCCUAACCAUUAUGACAAUGAUUGUCCUACCGCCCCAGUGCCGUGUUUUUACAGUGCCUUUGGGUGUCCUGAAAAGAUGCAAAGGAAUGAAUUGGCACGACAUAUGCAGGAGUUCACUCAGGUUCACAUGAGAAUGAUGGCUCAGAGUUUUCAAAAUAUCAGUGUUACUGCUACAAAUCCUGUACCCUUCAUCAAUGGCCUACCCUUUGAGCCUUCCCUCUUCUCACCCGUGCCACAUGCCCCAUAUGAUUGUAAUCCAGAAGUUGAAAACUUCAGAGAAACUAUUCAACAGUUGGAAGGUCGUCUGGUAAGACAAGAUCACCAAAUCAGAGAACUCAUUGCUAAAAUGGAGACUCAGAACACUCAUGUGGCAGAACUCAAACGUACUAUCCGAAAUUUGGAGGGAAAGAUUACUGAAAUGGAGGCACAGCAAUGUAAUGGUAUUUAUAUCUGGAAGAUUGAGAACUUCAGUGGACUUCAGAAAGCCCAGGAAGAAGAGAGACCUGUUGUGAUGCACAGUCCUGGUUUCUAUACUGGAAAGCCUGGCUACAAGCUGUGCUUGCGCCUGCAUAUCCAAUUACCAAAUGCUCAACGUUGUGCUAAUUUUAUAUCUCUGUUUGUCCACACUAUGCAAGGAGAAUAUGACAGCCAUCUGCCUUGGCCUUUCCAAGGCGUUAUACGACUUUCUAUUUUGGAUCAAUCAGAAGGCCCUGAAAGGCAGAAUCAUGAAGAAGUAAUGGAAGCCAAGCCAGAGUUACUAGCCUUCCAGAGACCAACAGUUCACCGCAAUCCAAAGGGUUUUGGUUAUGUGACUUUCAUGCACCUGCAAACCUUGAAACAAAGAACCUUCGUAAAGGAUGAUACCCUUCUGGUGCGCUGUGAAGUUCUAACGCGUCUGGAUUUAAACAGUCUCCGCAGAGAAGGAUUUCAAGCUCGCAGUACUGAUGGAGCCAUGUAGCCUGUAAGUCUUAACCAGAGGAAUGAAGCCACUAGUCAUGUUCUUCCACUGCAUAUUACAGGCGUGCUUCAUCACCCCUAUAGGCUGCAUUUGUAAAAGAUCAUAGUUGCCAGCAUAGUUGAUCUUCACCUGAAUAGAACUUCAUUGUUACUUUUUUUUUCUGUAUGAGGUCAUGUGUUCAAAUAUUUGGUAUUGUUCUCCAUUAAAGUAAUAAGCUACUUCUGUAGCAAGCUAGCUAAGUGAAGUGUUGUUAAUCGAAACUUAACUGCCUACAGGAAAAUCCUAUUGAAGUACUUGUACUUUGGUAAAACUUAAGUCAAAUCAGAGAAGACCAGUAAAUCUUUUUGCCUCAGUGCCUUGGAAUACAUACUGUAGCAGGGAAAUAGCUAAAUUAAUAAAGAUGAAGGUUGGUUGGUUUGUUUUUCACAGAACUUGGGAAAGUUGAGACAGUUUCUAUAUUGACUUAUCUAGAAUUUUGAAUUGGCUGUGUUUCUCUUGAAAUCUGAAGUCAGGUUAAGACUUUGCUCACAUCACCUAGGGUUGAGGUAUGCUUUGAUCCUUCCGUCCUGCGGAGUUAGCUUCAGGAAGUUACAUGUCGAUGUAGAGUUGAUACUAGUAUUUCUGAAAGACAUGUGGUAGUGUUGUGGAGAAGGCUAAAUGACUCUGAGCUGAGUUCACUGAAGAAAUAUUUGUAAUGUGGUCUGAAAGUGCCCCCCUAAUUCUUUUUUAUAAGUGUGUGCUCUGGGCCCAGAAUGUCAAUGACUGUCACCAGAAAGAUGAAAGUGUAGCAUUUGAAUGAGAUACCUUUGUGCUGGUGGGUUCUCCUAGUGCUGGACACUUUUCAGGUUGUGAGUGGAUACAUGAGCAAAGGUAUGUACUAACUAGAUAGGGUGAUGCAGAAUUUGUUUUACUGUUGUUGAAUACUGAUUUGUACCAAAGCUGAACUUAUGACCUGCAUCUGUUCAAGUGGUCUCUUGGUGACGUAUGACCCCUGUCGUCUCCUGUGAAUGCUCUGUGGACAGCUGGCCAUAUGAACAUCCAGCUGUCGUGGGUAUUUCCUGUCCCAUUAGUCAAUAGGAGCUGGGCCACCCUCAGCACUUUGGAAGGGAAGAAAAGCCUAUGAAUUAGCAUGAGAAAAAACUGCAAUCCAGAAAAUCUGGCUUCUGUAGUUACUCAUUUAGCAAACACUAGAUUCAACGUCAAGAAUUCAUGAGCGUCCUGAUGUUGCAUGUGUUAGCGUUUUCUGUCCUGAUUGUUUGUAUACCAUAUAGGUGUUAGUUUUGACCAGUCAAAGCUGAGUAGUUCAAGUUCACUGGUGCUAAAAAUUUUAACAUCACGGUGCUGAUAAAGUUCUGAAUCUUGUCUUUAGAGGAGGGAAGAAAAAAGUUUUGUUCACCCGGUAACUUGAGUACAGAGUCUAAUAGCGAAGAAAGAACUAAGCCAUACAUAAGCAUGUGUAUAUUACUUCUCCAAGCUAGUGAAACAACCUAAAGACUUGAGACACUGCAACUUAAAAGAUUCUGAAGUGUAUUCCAACUAUUUGGCCUCAUCAAAGCAAUCCCAUGGGGAUCAUCAGUGGGGAAAGUGCAUAUGCUUAAUAUAGACGAGGCUAACAGAAGACUACUAUAUAGUGUAUUGAUUUGGGAGGAUACUCUGCCUGCCUGCAUGAGAUUAAAAGUUCCAGGACCCAACCUACCACUUUGUUCAUCAUAUCCAAAUGAGUAAAGUUUAUUUUGCAGAUAGAGCCUAUUAGUUGAAGAGGGAUUGUAUUCAAUGGAGUAUUGUCACUACUGAGACAUGAACUUCCUGGCUAAUGGUAAAAGGAGUCGGUCAUUGACUGACUUAGUGUAUUCUGUGUGUUUAGAGGACAGGUGAGCAUAUAUUACUCAAAAUAGGAAAAGAUCCAUGCUUUAAAACUGUCUUUUUAAACCUCUUAAGUAGUUUUUGUACCAAAUAGCCUCAUCCUAUUAGACAAAUUGUUUCGGAGUGUCUUCAGUUAGAGCAUUCCUAGUAGCUAAACCAUUCUUAACCAAAAGCUUUUAAUAUAUGUGGCAGUGCCCAGAUCCUUUAUAUACAGAAGGCACUGUCUGUUAGUUA
Molecule: messenger RNA, 3950 nt
Organism: Egretta garzetta (little egret)
Lineage: Eukaryota; Metazoa; Chordata; Aves; Pelecaniformes; Ardeidae
Gene: TRAF6
Product: TNF receptor associated factor 6
Exons: 7
Coding region: 216-1853 (545 amino acids)
Biological process (GO): interleukin-1-mediated signaling pathway; regulation of canonical NF-kappaB signal transduction; tumor necrosis factor-mediated signaling pathway
Cellular component (GO): plasma membrane signaling receptor complex
Molecular function (GO): zinc ion binding; tumor necrosis factor receptor binding; ubiquitin protein ligase activity
Source: RefSeq, a predicted model, not a curated record